UGCAUCUGCAUCGAUCAUCGCCACAAGGCACAAGCUUUAGCACCCACCGAACGAAGCGCGCACAAGCCAUCCAGCAGUAGCAGAAGGCAUGGCUCGUGCAGGUACUAGUAGGGCCGCCGCCGCAGUGGCUCUAGUGGUUGCCGUCCUCUGCGCCUCUGCCGCGGCGGAGGCCGGGAUCACCAGGCCGCCGCCGGUGGCGCGUGGCCUGUCGUUCAACUUCUACAAGAAGACCUGCCCCAACGCGGAGGCCUUGGUGCGGGGGUUCGUGCACGACGCCAUCCAGCGGGACGUGGGCCUCGCCGCGGGGCUCCUCCGCCUCCAUUUCCACGACUGCUUCGUCCAGGGGUGCGACGCGUCCCUGCUGCUGGACGACGAGCACGGCGAACAGAAGGCCCUCCCCAACCUGACGCUCCGCCGGGAGGCGAUCACGGCCAUCAACGACAUCCGUGACCGCCUCGACAAGGCCUGCGGCGGCCCCGUCGUGUCCUGCGCCGACAUCCUCACGCUCGCUGCCCGCGACGCCGUCGUCGAGAGGGGAGGGCCGAGGUACAAGGUGCCCCUGGGGCGUCGCGACAACGUCAACUUCGCGUCGCAUGAUGAAGUCAACAAGGGGCUCCCGAGCCCUGAUGCCAACGUCGGCGCGAUGCUGGAGGUGCUGCGCAAGGGCAACCUCGGCCUCGACGCCACCGACCUGGUGGCGCUCUCCGGCGCGCACACCAUCGGCCUCAGCCACUGCACCUCCUUCGAGAACCGCCUCUUCCCGCGGCAGGACUCCACCAUGGACGCCGCCUUCGCCGCCCAGCUGAAGCAGACCUGCCCGGCCAAGGGCGUCAGCAGGACGACGCCGCUCGACGUCCGCACGUCCGACGUCUUCGACAAGAUGUAUUUCGUCAACCUGGUCAACCGGCAGGGGCUCCUCACCUCCGACCAGGACCUCUUCACCGAGGCCAGGACCAGGCCCGCCGUCCAACGGUUCGCGCGGAGCCAGAAUGCCUUCUUCCGCCAGUUCAGGGUCUCCAUGGUCAAGAUGGGGCAGAUCAAGGUGCUCACCGGCGACCAGGGCCAGGUCCGACGCAACUGCUCGGCGACCAACAACCUGAUGCGCACCACCAGUACCGCCGCCGGCCUGCCGUGGUGGUUCGUCGUCCCCGAGGCAGAGACGAGCCUCGUGUUCUAGCUACCUAGCUAUUAGGCCACUUCUGCUCUGCCUCGUCUCCUCGUACAGAGUUCAGUUCGUUAACGUUCAAUAUUGGGAUGGCACAAUUGCAAGA
This is a messenger RNA of Setaria italica (foxtail millet), 1271 nucleotides long. RefSeq names its product cationic peroxidase SPC4. Gene Ontology annotation, molecular function: peroxidase activity; heme binding. The transcript has 3 exons. The record is from RefSeq and is a predicted model, not a curated record. Bases 89 to 1177 code for a protein of 362 amino acids. Lineage: Eukaryota; Viridiplantae; Streptophyta; Magnoliopsida; Poales; Poaceae. Gene Ontology annotation, biological process: hydrogen peroxide catabolic process; response to oxidative stress.